AAAAAAAAAAAAAAAAAAAAAGGCCGCCCGAUCUCAGUCGGAGUUAGUGUGCGAUGAAUCCAUAGUCAUAGCCCUUGGAAAGAGCCCCAGUUGCCAUCUCUCAAAGUCCAAUCGAGGGCCGUGCUUUCUAAUGUGGUUUCCCCCCCGCGGUUGCUAAAGCAAAAGCAAAAAUAGCCUUUGAAUCAAGCCUGCUCCAAUUCGCAGGAUUAACCUGUACAAACAACUGAAGCUCCAGCCAGCUUUGGACUGUCGAAGCUGGAACUGAAGUCACCAAACAUCCCACACGUGACGCAGUUCUUAAUCGAGCAACUGCUCUUCUGCUCUUCACCAUCGUCGCCCUUUUUUCUUACCCUCGCUUUUCUGUAUCUGGACUUUUAUAUAGUCUUCUGUUUAUACCCCUUUGUUAGCCACAUUGAUUGCGUGCGCUUCUCGCCGCUAUACCCAUGUUUUCCUCCGGCUCCAUCUUCCCCCACUGGCGCCGCAAAGCCGCAGAACGCUCCAGUGGCAGCUCCUCAGAAAUCCCAUUCUUUCUGAACGCCGCCUACUAUCCGAAUUGGCGCAUAUAUCGCAAGCAGCCCCCGUCGUCGCUCAGAUUGGGAUUCGUCUCUCAUAUAUUCUACGCGUUUGCCUGGGUCAGGGAAGAUGGCACGGUUUAUCUGAGCGAUGAGUGGGCCGAUACACAAAUGCCUGUGGAUGGCACAAACGGUUGUCUCCGGGCAUUCGCACAGCUCAAGCAACAAUAUUCCAAAAUGAAACUUGUACUCUCGAUUGGCGGGGGUGGGAAAGGCAGCGAAAACUUCGCCGCGGUGGCCCGCAGCAAGUCUCGCACAGAAACAUUCGCUCAGUCUGCCCGGCAACUAGUGGAUCAAUUCGGCCUUGAUGGCAUCGAUGUGGACUGGGAACAUCCGGCAGACUCGCAGCAGGGACAUGACUACAUCCGUUUCCUUUCUAGACUGCGAGACUACUUCCCAGCGGCGCAAUAUGUAUUGGCAACCUGUCUUCCAGCAGGACAAUGGGCACUCCAGCACAUUGACCUCAAGAAAGCGCAAAAAUAUGUCGACAUGAUCAAUGUCAUGGGUUACGAUUUCGCUGGCCCAUGGGGGGCCGAGACCGGACACCACGCCCAGCUGUAUAGUCAUACCUAUGGGUCGGGGAUAUCAUGUCAAUCUGCUGUGGAGUAUUUCUUAGGAAAGGGCGUCCAUCCCAAGAAACUGCUCCUCGGUAUCCCCGCCUAUGGUCGGUCGUUCCUCGGCAGCAAUAACAUCGGACAACGGUAUGUAGGCUGCGGUGGGGAAGAUGGGGUAUUCGAUUACAGCGAACUCCCACGGCCGGGAGCGAUGGAAUAUCAUGACAACGAGGUGGCGGCAGCGUUCUGUGUCGGAGGGGACGGCGGGUUUGUAACGUACGACACGCCACAGACGGUAGAGCAAAAGGCGAAAUUCGUAACACGGGAACGUCUAGGAGGGCUCUUUUAUUGGCAUAUCGGUGGGGAUGCUCGAGGCCCACGGAGUCUCAUCGAAACCGGGUACAACACUCUGCACGAUAUGUAAAUCAGUGAACCUUUUGUGAAGUAGCGACGAAACGGUGCGAGAUAAGGGAGCUAAAAAGGGUGGCUUCUAUUGAUUUUUUAUUCUUUGUUGGUUUGGUUCUCAGUGGUUGCGAGCGUCAAAUGUAACAUCGAGGGGAGGUCCUAUUAUUCAUAUACAAUUCGACCAAGAGAAUGAUGAGUUAAUGAAAUGAUAAGCUUGCAGGAUCCUCCCG
Molecule: messenger RNA, 1761 nt
Organism: Aspergillus versicolor CBS 583.65
Lineage: Eukaryota; Fungi; Ascomycota; Eurotiomycetes; Eurotiales; Aspergillaceae
Product: glycoside hydrolase family 18 protein
Exons: 4
Coding region: 444-1550 (368 amino acids)
Biological process (GO): carbohydrate metabolic process; chitin catabolic process
Cellular component (GO): extracellular region
Molecular function (GO): chitin binding; chitinase activity
Source: RefSeq, a predicted model, not a curated record